Messenger RNA from Drosophila takahashii, 1562 nucleotides. RefSeq names its product facilitated trehalose transporter Tret1. Gene Ontology annotation, cellular component: membrane. Lineage: Eukaryota; Metazoa; Arthropoda; Insecta; Diptera; Drosophilidae. Gene Ontology annotation, molecular function: transmembrane transporter activity. Gene Ontology annotation, biological process: transmembrane transport. The record is from RefSeq and is a predicted model, not a curated record.
UUGGAUUUUGGAUUAAGGAGCUAUUUUCGUCAAAUCCUUUCAGCAUGUGCCUACCGAAAAGGGUGGGUGGCCCGGCCAUUCAGAGUAUUGCCACGGCUUUAGGCAAUAUUCUCUGUUUCAACUUUGGCCUGAUGUUUGGCAUUACUCCGGCCCACAUGGCCCUUUAUGAGUCGGAGGAGAAGACUCCGUUGAACGAGGCCACCGAUCCGGCGGGAACUGCCUGGUUGACGGGAUACCUCUUCCUCAGUGCCGCCGUUGGGGCCUUGAUAUCGGGUGUCCUUGCUCUAAAAAUUGGCCCCAAGUCCGUGCUGCUCUGCGCUGGACUGCUACAAAUUUCUGGCUGGGCCUGCAUCCACUUUGGCUACGAUAUAGUUCACAUCUACGCCUCCCGCCUUUUUGCGGGCGUGGCAUCUGGAGCCGCCUUUGUUGCUCUGCCGAUUUUCAUUAAUGAGAUUGCCGAGUCUCGGGAAAAAGCAGCCAGGCUAACGUUUACCAUCGAAUUGUGGCGCACGCUGGGCAUCCUGAUGGGAUUCGUCCUGGGCUUCUACCUGCCCUACGACCUGGUCAACAUCGUCGGCUGUGCCGUGACCUUUGUGUUUACCAUGACCUUUCCCUUUGUCCAGGAGAGUCCGCAUUACUAUCUGCGAAAGAAUAAUGUAGCCAGCUUGGAGAAAUCGCUGCGUUGGUAUCGCGGCAUUCGGGAUAUUGACGAUCGCGAGAAGCCGGAGUAUCUCAGCGAAUUGGGUGAGUUCCAGGCCGAGCUGAGGAGCAAGGACAAGAACGUGGGCUCCACUCCCAUGUCCCAUGGCUACAUCAUCCGGCUGACUUUCGUCAGCUUUCUACUGACCGUCUGCGCCAAGCUGAGCGGUGUUUUUGUGGAGCUAAACUACGCAGCCGAUUUCCUCGGACGGACCGGCUAUUCCACGGAAACCAAUUAUGUAAUCCUGGCCAGCGCCCAGUGCAUUGGAGCGCUCCUCGCCCGCCUCGUUGGUCCGCGGCUGCCGCGAAAGCUGCUGCUCUGCUUCUCGUCCCUAUUUGCUGCAGCUGCAGUUAUUGCAUUGGCGUUAUUCAAGAUUUACGGUGGACUUUGGCUUCUGGGAAGCUGGGCGGAUCGGUAUUUGCCCAUUAUCCUGCUGGCCAUACAGCUCGCUUUUGUGAGCUUCGGACUUUAUCCCCUGGCGGCAGUCGUGAGCAGCGAGGUUUUGCCCACUAAGCUCCACGACUUGCUGUACUCCCUGGCAUCUGCUGUUUCCUGGCUGCUGCUCUUCGGCAUGAUUGAGGCAUUUAAUGCAGUUAAGGCCACAAUCGCCCCCGGACUGGUUCUUUAUCUGUGGGUCUUUGCCGGCGCCUCCAUAUUCGUGGGCCUUAUUUCGCUGCCACUUUUGCCGGAAACACGCAAUCGUCGGCCUUCGGCAGUGCAACGUGAGUUGGGUUAUGUCGAUGAUGGCGGAGUGGCCAAAGGAUCCGCGGUGACCAACGGACAUAUUGCCACCCACAUCUGAGAUGCUCGAGUAUUGACUCCCAUUAGCUUUACGUACGAUAUUAAUAACGAAUUUAGUUUA